CCUAAAAUCCUUGAUACCUUGAUUUAAUAAAGGCGUCCCUUGAUUAAAGGUCCUGAGUAGAAUUUAGAGCAGGAAUGCAAUCAAAGAUACCUCUCAUUGUUAUACCUCUGAAGGAUAAUAGUUGCAGUAGUAUAGUUGAAUUCUUUGUCUUCGAGAAUACUGCAGAAACGUGCAAAAAUGCAUUUUUACGAUGCUCGGCAAUUGCGAAUGAAAUAUGCCCUACGUUCUUCAAUUAUACUGUUACUAAAACUAAUCGUAUUAGAAAAGCUAAGGGUUUAUUAACCAAUUUAUCUAAUGUGUUUAAUCUAACCAUAUCAAAUUCAUUUAUCAAAUCUGUUCUACAUUAUCUAGUUUUUUGACAUGAAAAAAGAAGAUAAGGAGAAAUGUAGUCCAGAAGGUAAGAAGAAAUGUAGUCCAGAAGGUAAGGAGAAAUGUAGUCCAGAAGGUAAGGAGAAAUGUAGUCGAGAAGGUAAGGAGAAAUGUAGUCCAGAAGGUAAGGAAAAAUGUAGUCCAGAAGAUAAGGAGAAAUGUACUCCAGAAGAUGAGGAGAAAUAUAAUUCAAGAGAGAAGGAGAAAUAUAAUUCAAGAGUGCAGGAGAAAUAUAAACCAAGAAAGAAGGAGAAAUAUAAUUCAAGAGAGCAGGAGAAAUAUAAUUCAAGAGUGCAGGAGAAAUAUAAACCAAGAGAGAAGGAGAAAUAUAAUCCAGAAGAGCAGGAGAAAUAUAAUCCAAGAGAGAAGGAGGAAUAUAAUCCAGAAGAGCAGGAGAAAUAUAAUCCAAGAGAGCAGGAGAAAUAUAAUCCAAGAGAGAAGGAGUAAUAUAAUUCAAGAGAGAAGAAGAAAUAUAAUCCAAGAGAGAAGGAGAAAUAUAAUCCAAGAGAGAAGGAGAAAUAUAAUCCAAGAGAGAAGGUUGAAUGUAAUCCAAGAGAGAAGGAGGAAUAUAAUCCAAGAGAGAAGGAGAAAUGUAAUCCAAGGGAGAAGGAGAAAUAUAAUCCAAGAGAGAAGGAGAAAUAUAAUCCGAGAGAGAAGGUUGAAUAUAAUUCAAGAGAGAAGGAGAAAUGAAAUCCAAGAGAGAAGGAGAAAUAUAAUCCAAGAGGGAAGGUUGAAUAUAAUCCAAGAGAUAAGGAGGAAUAUAAUCCAAGAGAGAAGGAGGAAUAUAAUCCAAGAGAGAAGGAGAAAUAUAAUCCAAGAGAGAAGGAGAAAUGUAAUCCAAGGGAGCAAGCGAAAUGUAGUUUGAGAGAAAGCUUUGGAAAAAGAUUAACAAGUGCAUUCCAGGGAUGUUUCAACUAAAAACUAAAUUAACUUUUAAGAAAAAAAAAACUAUAAGUUUGCAAGGAUGGAUGUAAGGAAAACAGGUUGUGGAAGGUUAAAAACUGAGCAAAGAAUUUAAAUUUCUUUAAGAAUGGAAAAUGUGCAACGACAGAAGUUUGGAAGUUUGGAAAGGUUUAAAGGUUGGCAAAAUUGAAAGAUUUUGGAGAUUUUGAAAUUAAAAGUUUUACACUUUUUAAAAUAUUUUUUCCAAAAGUUAGGCAAUGGGAAAGAUUGGAAAGGAUGAAUGAUUUACAAUUAUAGAAAAUGGUUUGGAAAUUGGGUCAGGUUUCCAAAUUUGAUGUUUUACAAAAGUUGGAAGGUUGGACAGAGGAGAAGUUUUAAGAAAUUAAGAUCUUCAAAAUGGAAAGCUGUGACAAGAAGCGGGCUGGACAACGGAGAUGGUUGACAUAGGCGAAGAUUGGGCAAAGGAGAAGGUUUGGCAAAGAAAAAGGUUUGGAAAAGAAGAAUUCUGGGCAAAUGAGAAGGUAUGGCAAAGGAUAGAAUUUGAAUAAGGAGCAGGAUUGAUAAAGGAGAAGGUUUGACAACGGAAAAGUUUUGAUAAAGGAGAAGGUUUGACUAAGGAGAAGGUUUGACAAAAGAGAAGAUUUGACAAAGGAGAAGGAUUGACAAAAGAGAAGGUUUGAAAAAGCAAAGGAUUGACAAAAGAGAAGGCUCAAAUAAGAAAAGUUUUAAAAUAGAAAGUUUGGCAUUUUAACAUGGUUUUCUGAAAUAGAAGGUUUCGGAAAGAUAGGUUUGACACGGAGAAGGUUUGACAAAGAAAAGGUUUGCAAAGUGAGAAGGUUUGCAAGGUUGAAAGGUUUGCAAAGUGAGAAGGUUUGCAAGGUUGAAAGGUUUGCAAGGUUGGAAGGUUUGCAUCGGUGCAAGAUUGACAGUUUUGCAAAGGUUUGCAAGGUUGGCUGGUUGCAGGGUUAGGUUGGGUUUGAGUUGAAAUCUCCAGGUUGCAGUAAGUGCACCUAGUCUUGUCUGUAUAUACCAGACUAUGCAUAGAAAACAUGCACUUGUGUCUGUCUACCGUCGGGUAGAUAUCGACAGGGUAGUUUAGACACUAGGCAGGGUGGUGUAGACACUAGACAGGGUAGUUUAGACACUAGACAGGGUGGUUUAGACACUAGACAGGGUGGUGUAGACAAUACUAAAACUUAAAGUAUUCCCCCUUUUUA
This is a messenger RNA of Eurytemora carolleeae, 2489 nucleotides long. RefSeq names its product cornifin-like. The record is from RefSeq and is a predicted model, not a curated record. NCBI's taxonomy places the organism in Eukaryota, Metazoa, Arthropoda, Copepoda, Calanoida, Temoridae. The coding region runs from base 361 to 816 and encodes 151 amino acids. The transcript has a single exon.